Harpegnathos saltator (Jerdon's jumping ant) is the source of this 2719-nucleotide messenger RNA. It is a transcript of the gene Ddx1, whose product is annotated as ATP-dependent RNA helicase Ddx1. Bases 218 to 2413 code for a protein of 731 amino acids. The record is from RefSeq and is a predicted model, not a curated record. NCBI's taxonomy places the organism in Eukaryota, Metazoa, Arthropoda, Insecta, Hymenoptera, Formicidae. Gene Ontology annotation, molecular function: RNA helicase activity; nucleic acid binding; protein binding. The transcript is spliced from 12 exons.
UUCGUCCUGUGCGGAGUGUGCGUUCGGAAUAAGAAAUGACGGCGAGGGGGAGAAUGGGGAAAAGGGGAUAUCCGUUUCGCUUCGCCCGGAGAGCCAGCAGCUGUAGAAAGAAAGAAAGAAAUACCGGUUUUGUGCGUUUGUGCUUUAAGGAGUUACUCUGUCGUAUCGUCGAAUAUUCUCCCUCUGCAUCGAGUCGACUCUACUGUUUAAACUAAAAAUGACCGCUUUCGAAGAAAUGGGUGUGCUGCCAGAAAUAGCAAAAGCGGUGGAUGAUAUAGAUUGGACAUUGCCAACAGACGUUCAAGCCGAGGCUGUUCCCCUGAUUUUGGGUGGUGGAGAUGUACUCAUGGCUGCGGAAACUGGCAGUGGAAAGACCGGAGCUUUCUGUUUGCCCAUUUUACAGAUAGUCUGGGAGACUCUUAAAGAUUUUGAAUCUGGUGGAGGAAGUGGAGCAUCCUUCGCGCUAGUUCAGCAAUCUGCACAUUGGGCACUGAGCUUGUUCGACAGGGGACGAGCCUUAGCGGUGACACCGGAUGGCUUGAGAUGUCAGAGCAGAGAACAAAAAGAAUGGCAUGGCUGUCGUGCAAACAAAGGAGUAUCGCGCAGUGGCAAGUACUUCUUCGAGUGCAUAGUGACUGAUGAGGGUUUGUGUCGAGUAGGCUGGUCUACAUCUCAGGCUUCCUUGGAUCUGGGAACGGAUAAGUUUGGUUAUGGAUUCGGUGGUACCGGGAAGAAAUCGAAUGCGAAGCAAUUCGACAAUUAUGGGGAGGCCUUUGGGAUGCACGAUGUGAUCGGGUGUUUCCUGGAUUUAGUAAAGGGCGAAAUUAAAUUUACCAAGAACGGCGUGGAUUUGGGCGUCGCGUUCACGUUGAAUGCGCAGCAAAAGUCGCAAACCUAUUAUCCGGCCGUUGUGCUGAAGAACGCUGAGAUGUCUUUCAAUUUUGGAGCACAACCGUUCAAACAUUCACCUUCGAACGACUACGUGGCCGUGUCGUCGGUGCCGAAAGAAUCCAUCAAGUACAAUCCCGUCAACAGCAACCAGACCCAAACGAGCCAAAGCGGUAAACCGACGAGCAAUGCGCCUCAGGCGAUCAUCAUAGAACCAUCUCGCGAGUUGGCUGAACAGACUUACAGUCAAAUACAGAAGUUCAAAACGCACUUGAAGGACCCAAUGGUCAGAGAAUUGCUUGUUAUCGGUGGCGUGAAUGUGAAAGAUCAGAUUGCUAUCUUGAACUCUGGCGUGGACAUGGUGGUCGGUACCCCCGGGCGCCUAGAGGAUCUUAUACAAGGAGGCUACCUUUCGUUGACGCAUUGCAGAUUCUUCGUGCUAGACGAAGCUGACGGACUACUGAAGCAGGGCUGUACCGAACUCAUCGAUCGUCUACACAAACAAAUCCCAAAGAUCACGUCGGACGGCAAGAGGUUGCAGAUGAUUGUGUGCUCGGCGACGUUACACGCGUUCGAAGUUAAAAAAAUGGCUGAACGUCUGAUGCAUUUCCCGACUUGGGUGGAUUUGAAAGGCGAGGACGCGGUGCCCGAGACCGUACAUCACGUCGUGGUGACGGUGGACCCGCAGAAAGACAAGUCAUGGCACAAUCUGAGGAGCCACAUAGAGACCGACGGCGUGCACGUGAGAGACAACGUGAGACCGGGGAACAGCACUGCCGAAACAUUGUCGGAGGCCGUGAAGAUACUGAAAGGCGAGUACUGCAUUCGCGCUAUCAAGGAGCACAAGAUGGACCGAGCGUUGAUAUUCUGUAGAACGAAACUCGACUGCGACAACCUGGAGCGAUUCCUCAGGCAGUCCGGCAGCCAACAGCUUUCGUGUGUGUGCCUGCACGGCGACAGGAAGCCCGCGGAGCGCAAGGCCAAUCUGGAGAAGUUCAAGCGCCAGGAGGUGAAGUUCCUCAUCUGCACCGACGUGGCCGCCAGAGGAUUGGAUAUCACCGGACUACCGUUCAUGAUAAACGUAACUUUACCCGACGAAAAGUCCAAUUACGUGCAUCGCAUCGGAAGAGUCGGCAGAGCCGAGAGAAUGGGUCUGGCGAUCUCGUUGGUCAGCAGCGUGCCGGAAAAGGUUUGGUAUCAUGGUGAAUGGUGCUCGUCUCGCGGCAGAAAUUGCCAGAACACUAAUCUCACCAAUCAAGGUGGCUGUUGCACAUGGUAUAAUGAGCCAAACUAUCUGGCGGAGAUCGAGGAUCAUCUGAAUGUGACGAUUCAGCAAGUGGGAAUGGACAUAAAGGUGCCGCUGAACGAGUUCGACGGCAAGGUUACAUAUGGCGAAAAGAGAAUGGCGAUGGGUUCCAAUUACGAGAAUCAUGUCCAACAAAUGGCCCCGAUCGUGGCUGAAUUGGCCGCGCUGGAAUCCAGAGCACAACUCGCAUUCUUGAAGAAGCACGUGGUUGAGCGUUAAGAUCGGGCAAUGCUGUUCCCCCCCCCCCCCAGUCUAACUCGGAGCCCUCACGAUCAGGAUCACGAUGCGCGAUGAAUAUUACGAAUGACGAAAAUUUUUCCUUGUUUUUCCAUACGUAUUAUUUCCUUAUAUUAUUACUAUUGUUCCUUCUCUCUUAUAUUUAUGAACGUUUCCGAGAAGCGCGUCUUGUUUUUUGCAUUUAUAUGAAAUCACGGCAUUGCGCAUUGCACAAGAAUAUAAAUGUAACAAUAAGGAAAGUAAGUUCUGUGUAUAUUUCUCUUAAAUAUAUGCUACAUGUUAAAACGA